Lutra lutra (Eurasian river otter) is the source of this 616-nucleotide messenger RNA. It is a transcript of the gene PHPT1, whose product is annotated as phosphohistidine phosphatase 1. The record is from RefSeq and is a predicted model, not a curated record. The coding region runs from base 24 to 500 and encodes 158 amino acids. Gene Ontology annotation, biological process: peptidyl-histidine dephosphorylation. Gene Ontology annotation, molecular function: protein histidine phosphatase activity. Lineage: Eukaryota; Metazoa; Chordata; Mammalia; Carnivora; Mustelidae. The transcript has 3 exons. Gene Ontology annotation, cellular component: cytosol.
UGAGGCUCUGGGCCUCAGCACGCAUGCCCCCGCGCGAUUGGUCCCGGACUGGCAGAGCCCGCCUCCCUCGGGGAGGACUCAACCCGGGCUCGCGGGUGGAAGGGCCGCGGCCUGCAGGGAACAUGGCGGCGGCGGACCUCGCCCAGAUCGCCGAUGUGGACAUCGAUUCCGACGGCGUCUUCAAGUACGUGCUGAUUCGAGUUCACUCGGCGCGACCCUCCGAGGCCCCGACCGGGGAGAGCAAGGAGAUCGUGCGCGGCUACAAGUGGGCCGAGUACCAUGCUGACAUCUAUGACAAGGUUUCGGGCGAGAUCCAGAAGAAGGGCUAUAGUUGUGAGUGCCUGGGAGGCGGGCGCAUCUCUCACCAGAGCCAGGACAAGAAGAUCCACGUGUACGGCUACUCCAUGGGUUAUGGUCGUGCCCAACACUCCAUCUCCACUGAGAAGAUCAAAGCCGCGUACCCUGAUUACGAGGUCACCUGGGCCGAUGAUGGCUACUGAGGCCUGCCCAAGGGGCCAGCUGUACCCCCCGGCCAGGACACCAGCCUGGCCCAAGUGCCCCCAGCUCACCUCACCCACAGGAAUUAAAAAUGUUAUCACCUGUGCUGUUGCCCAGA